Messenger RNA from Nymphaea colorata (pocket water lily), 1518 nucleotides. Its product is annotated as inositol-tetrakisphosphate 1-kinase 6. The transcript is spliced from 9 exons. The coding region runs from base 260 to 1303 and encodes 347 amino acids. Gene Ontology annotation, molecular function: inositol-1,3,4-trisphosphate 6-kinase activity; inositol-3,4,5,6-tetrakisphosphate 1-kinase activity; inositol-1,3,4-trisphosphate 5-kinase activity. The record is from RefSeq and is a predicted model, not a curated record. Gene Ontology annotation, biological process: inositol trisphosphate metabolic process. NCBI's taxonomy places the organism in Eukaryota, Viridiplantae, Streptophyta, Magnoliopsida, Nymphaeales, Nymphaeaceae. Gene Ontology annotation, cellular component: cytoplasm.
GUGCUUUUCCCUUUCCCUUCCCUUUUAUAGGGAGUCGAAUAAUCCAUUGUUUUACUCUGGCCACUUUUCUUGAGUAUUUUGGCCUUUGCUUUCCCCAAAUUAAGCGGGAAGCUGAGUUUCUGCUGGUCUCUGAUGCAUCCCAUGGUCAAUCUCUAUCUUACAUGCAUGUGCAGGAUGAUGGCUGGUCUGCGAUCCACUUCUCUUGAUUAACUUCAGAAAAUUUUGCACCCGGAUAUUCUGCCAUUCUCUCGAGCAAAAAAUGGCAGUAGAUGAAAUGGUGGUGAGAGUUGGAUACGUUGUAAAGCCUUCUCGACAAGCUGAUUUCGUUAAGAGAGGUGCCUUCCCUGAGACCCCCACUGAAAAUGGAUUGUCGUUCGUUCCGGUUAUGUUUAAUCGCCCUUUAGAGUUUCAACUACAGGGCGUGGAUGUGAUUCUCCACAAAGCCACCGAUGAGAUCGUGGCCGUAGAACCUAGCGGUUCCACAUGCCCUGCUAUGAGGGUCACUUUUUCAGAGGGGAUGAAUGAAUUGCUAAGUUACUUAGAGGGCCACCCAGAUUAUUGUGUUAUUGACCCGAUAGAUAAGAUAUAUCCAUUACUGGACCGGCAAAUGAUGCAGCAAAUUCUGUUAGAAUUGGAGGACAUCAGUACUGGAACUCCAUGCAAAAUCAGAGCACCUCUAUUUUUGAAGGUCGAUACCUUUGACGAUCCUGAUCUUGGGGAAAAACUUUCUGAUGCAAAAAUGUGCCUUCCAGCGAUUAUAAAGCCACAAAUUGCUUGUGGGGUUUCUCAUGCUCAUUCUAUGGCUAUAGUAUUUAAAAUGGAAGAUUUUCCUGGCCUUCCUGUUCCAGUUCCAGCCAUUAUUCAGGAAUAUAUCGAUCACGGAUCCUUUAUAUACAAAUUUUAUGUCUUGGGUGAUGCCAUAUUUCAUGCUGUUAGAAAGUCAACACCAAAUGCUUCUGUGCUGUCACAGUCAUCAGCAAAUUCUGGCUCAAGAGCAAUUGUAUUUGACAGUUUGAAGUCCCUUCCUACAGAAGAAAAGCCAAAUGCAGAUAUUGGUUCAAGCGCAGAGCCCAGCAAACCGAUGCUUGACGUCAAAUUGGUCUCAAGUGCUGCGAUAUGGAUGAAGCAGAGGCUUGGCCUUACCAUUUUUGGAUUUGAUGUUGUGGUUCAGUUGGGAACUGGCGACCAUGUUAUUGUAGAUGUCAAUUAUCUCCCUUCUUUCAAAGAAGUCCCGGAUGAUGUUGCGGUGCCAGCCUUUUGGAAAGCAAUAAGGAGUGCCUACGAUUCAAGGAAAGCAAAAUGAAUAAAAGGUUUACUUUCAGCAUCAACAGACAACUGAAACUUCUUGUGUACCUUUGACAGUAUGUUUCCUUGGAUUGUGGAGGCAGAUUGUUAAUGUGCGCUUGGUCUUUGUUUUGUGAUCAUUAUGAACAAUCUUGGCCCUUUGGAAACGGGUAUUUUGGUGAAUUGAUAUAUUAGCACUUUUGAUGUUCAAUGAAUUAAAGAAUUAUAGAAUUA